Molecule: messenger RNA, 1515 nt
Organism: Vigna unguiculata (cowpea)
Lineage: Eukaryota; Viridiplantae; Streptophyta; Magnoliopsida; Fabales; Fabaceae
Source: RefSeq, a predicted model, not a curated record
CAGGGUGCGGGAUUAUGGCUCUCAGAUAUUUCUGCACUACAAAUAUUUCGACCAGAUAUCAUGAUGUUUCUGAUAAAACUCUUGUUCCAUCUUCUUUUUCUGUGACAAACUCACGCAUGCACAGUUCCACCCCAGAGACAAACACCAAGAACAAGUCUACUGCUGAUAACUUGAAGAGCCUGGUCAACACUCUCGUGCUUCCUUCCAUUUCAUCUUCUCCACUUCACUCUCUCCACAAAGGUAACUGGGUCAAGCUCAUUUGUGGUGCAAGCUUUGAGGAUGUUGUUGAUAUCAGAAAUCUCAGCCUGGUUUACACUCUUGCUGGAGUUGACUGCAUUGACUGUGCUGCUGAUGCAUCAGUUGUUAGUGCCGUGAAUGAAGGAAUUGAAGCUGCAAGAGAUAUCGUGUGCCUUAGAAGGCCGUGGGUGAUGAUCAGUGUCAAUGAUGAUAAAGAUCUUCAUUUUCGAAAGGCCGAAUUUGACCCAGAGGAGUGUCCAGCAGACUGUUCACGGCCUUGUGAAAAUGUGUGCCCUGCUAGUGCAAUAUCAUUCCGUGGGAAAUCUUCGGGAAUUUCAUAUAAUACUGAAGCACCAAGUGUGCUGAAGGAUGGAGUCAUAACAGAACGCUGCUAUGGCUGUGGUCGCUGUCUUCCAGUUUGCCCCUAUGAUAAAAUAAGUGGGAAAUUUUCCAGUUCCAUCUGUGAUUAUAUGUUCUUAACUCGAGAGGUAACAUAUGUAAGAGAUGCUAUUACAACUGCUGAUCUAAUCCUGAGAGAUGACGUUGAUGCUAUGGAGAUACAUACAAGUGGAAGACAGAGUACUUUGUUCAAACAACUCUGGAGUGCUCUGGGAGAUUCAGUACAAAAUUUGAAGCUUAUAGCUGUUAGCUUACCUAAUGGUGGUGAUUCAACAAUAUCCUCCAUGAACUAUAUGUUCUCCAUCAUGAAACCCAAUCUUCAAAGCUUCAACUUAUGGCAGUUAGAUGGUCGUCCUAUGAGUGGAGAUAUCGGGAGAGGAGCAACAAAGGAAUCAAUCGCCUUCGCUGUUCAACUAGCUAAAGCAAAAGAAAGACCUCCUGGUUUUCUUCAACUUGCUGGUGGAACCAAUGCUCACACAAUUGAAGGGUUGAAAAAAGAGGGACUCUUUCAAACAACUAUCAGUGAAUAUUUGCAUGGUGAUGAAUCAGCAAUAAACUCAUCUGAUUCACCACAUGCUUUGAUUGGUGGCAUAGCAUACGGUGGCUACGCACGAAAGAUUGUUGGUAGAGUAUUGAGAUCAAUGCAAUCAGAACAUGGUGGAGCUGCUUCAAUUGAGGAUCAUUCUGAGUAUCUCUUGAUGGCUCUUAAGGAAGCACUUGCUUUGGUGGGGCCUGUUAAAUGUCUAUGAUCGAUGGCAACUUCACAAUCACCCUUCAUAGCUGUUUUUGAAAGUGUAGUGUUUACCAAAGAAGAAUAGAAACUUGUUAAAAAGUAAUAAACUAUUCUCAAAUAUAAAUUUUAAUUUACAUUUCUAAUCA